Messenger RNA from Ilex paraguariensis (yerba mate), 1472 nucleotides. NCBI's taxonomy places the organism in Eukaryota, Viridiplantae, Streptophyta, Magnoliopsida, Aquifoliales, Aquifoliaceae. The record is from the annotation of a GenBank genome assembly.
AUGGCUUCUUCAAUCAAGGCAUCAUCAUCAUUAUCAUCUUCCAGGUACACCUCCUUUGACUCGCGAUCUUCCACCCAGUCCCAUAAAUCAGAUCCAUCCUCAUCCACCGAGCUCAAAGCCUUCCAAUCUCGUGACCCCACUUCCUCCUCACGUGCUCUCGUCAAGGCCAAAUCCUUAGACAUAGCUCGAACAAAAACGAUCAAGAACGAUCAGAAUUUGACUGCAAUGGUGAAGAAGUUUAUGGAGAAGAGGUCAACAACCAAGUCAACAAAAACAGCGACCAAUUUAGUUAUACCGACGAAUUUCAUAGGGGAGGAUUUGAAGAAAACAGCGAGGAAGGGGACCAAUUUUACGGGGUUGCAUAGGAAGUUGUUUAGUAAGAAUUUGGGGUCCAACAAGGAUGAGACUGAGAAGAAGGCUUUAACGGAAGUGAAGCCCAAUACGAGGACUUUGGCGAUGGUCUUGAGGAGUGAGAGGGAGCUUUUGAGUUUAAAUAAGGAGAAGGAGGUGGAAAUCACCCGGCUCAAGCUGACGCUCGAGGAGAAAAGCACAGAGGUUGACAAGCUGAAGGAUUUAUGUUUGAAGCAAAGAGAAGAGAUAAAGGCAUUGAAGGGUGCCAUACUGUUACCAGAUGUUAUGAAUUCACAACUUCAUGAGCUUUUGGAGAAGCAGGGUUUGGAACUAAAGCAGGCCAAGCAGCUCAUUCCAAGUCUCCAUAGGCAGGUCACUUCUCUUACCAGCCAACUUCAGUACCUUGCUGAGGAUCUUGCAGAGGUGAAGGCAGAAAAAUAUUCAAUGGGAGGGUGCUAUAAUGGUCAUGCCAGCUCCCCAAGGACACCAGCAUUUGAUCAAGAGGAGGCAGCUAAUUCUCUGGAGUUCAGCUCGGGGGAUCACACAACCCCUGGCAGUCCGGAUGACAUGUUCCUCAAGGAUUUAAAUCCAUGUCUAACUCCAUAUUAUGCCAAUACAAAGUCCAAAGAAUUUGAAGCGAUGGGCUAUGAUUCCCCACAUGAUGAAAGGUGGUCUAAAAACAACUUGCCAACGUGCCAUGUGGUUGGCUUUGACUCCCAUGUCAGGAAGUUGUCGAGAAGUUCAGACUAUCACGAAUGUUCCCACUCUUCUGGUAGCAUUUCAGCCCAAGCAACACGCAGAUCACAUGAAUGCGAAUGCACAUAUGUCAAGUAGAUGCACCCUAAACUUUUCGAAUUAUUUGGCGCCAGAUGGUCCGUUCCAUCAAGUCAAAUAAAUUGAAAAGACGAGUCUUAUGCACUCCGAAGAUGGUUCAGGAUCGACAUGGUCGGAAAAAUUGAGUUAUCAUUUCUAAUAUGUAACAAAAAGGUUAAAUUAUGGCAUGUAUUUUCUAUGCUUAAAGUGUCCCGCAUUGAUGUUUCGGGUAAAAUUGGAUAGUGAGGAGGGAAACUGAGCUGUGCUAUACCAUUUUUCUUUUUUCUUUGUUCUCCUGUACUUGCUAG